Molecule: messenger RNA, 396 nt
Organism: Pelobates cultripes (western spadefoot toad)
Lineage: Eukaryota; Metazoa; Chordata; Amphibia; Anura; Pelobatidae
Source: the annotation of a GenBank genome assembly
AUGGCGGAAAUGACCGAACUAUAUGGGACCAUAUCUCACCUAGAACUCCAACACAAGAGAUUGCAACUGGUCAACACGUACGGACAACUGAUGGAAGCAAAGCGACAACUGACAGUACUCCUCAUACGGCGACAUUUCCACUCUCUACAAUACCCCAAGAAUUUCUACUACACCCACGCGAAUAAGGGGGGGAAAUACCUUGCCCAUCUAUUGAAGGGCAAUACACCACGCACGCAAGUAAAAAAGUUGCGCACUACAAAGGGGAGCUUGACGGUUUUCCUAGAGGAGAUUGCCUCCGAAUUCCGAAAUUAUUAUAACACCCUAUAUAGCCUCCCAGCACAGGAGGAGCCUCCCCUGGGCGUGGAUAACCCCACGCCCAUCCAGGCCAAUAUCUGA